Molecule: messenger RNA, 5118 nt
Organism: Daphnia pulex (common water flea)
Lineage: Eukaryota; Metazoa; Arthropoda; Branchiopoda; Diplostraca; Daphniidae
Gene: Hcf
Product: host cell factor 2-like
Exons: 8
Coding region: 116-4372 (1418 amino acids)
Biological process (GO): regulation of DNA-templated transcription; chromatin remodeling
Cellular component (GO): histone methyltransferase complex
Molecular function (GO): transcription coactivator activity; protein binding
Source: RefSeq, a predicted model, not a curated record
AUUGCUUAUUUUCCCAACUCGGCAACGUUGUCAGAAGGUGUUGUUGCGGAUUGAAGCCGAAGGAAACCGAAACGAACGCCAGUUGUCUAGUAGUGGAUAAAAAAGUGAUGGAAUAAUGGCGGCUCCCAUAAGUCCCAUGUUAAAGUGGAAAAAAAUUGCGAAUCCGGCUGGUCCGAACCCUCGGCCACGCCAUGGACACCGUGCGAUUUCUAUAAAAGAUUUGAUGAUUGUUUUUGGUGGUGGCAACGAAGGAAUUGUGGAUGAAUUACAUGUCUACAACACCACAACCAACCAAUGGUUCGUCCCACCAGUGAAAGGUGACAUACCACCAGGAUGUGCAGCUUACGGCUUUGUAGUGGAUGGUACCAGAAUUCUCGUGUUUGGUGGCAUGGUUGAGUAUGGAAAGUACUCGAAUGAGUUGUAUGAGCUUCAGGCAAGUCGAUGGGAGUGGCGACGCCUCAAAGCCAAAGCUCCUGAUAAUUCUUCAGCUCCUUGUCCACGACUUGGUCACAGUUUUACUAUCCAUGGAAACAGAGUCUUCCUGUUUGGUGGGCUUGCAAAUGAUAGCGAAGAUCCUAAAAAUAACAUCCCCAGGUAUCUUAAUGACCUUUACAUACUCCACAUCACUCCUACUGGACAAAAAGAAUUUUGGGAGCUGCCUGUCACUUUUGGUGAGCCCCCUUCCCCACGGGAAUCUCACACUGCUGUCACGUUUAAUCGCGAUGGGACAAGUCCUAAGUUGAUUAUCUAUGGAGGAAUGAGUGGGUGCCGACUGGGAGAUUUACACAUUUUAGAUGUCAAUACCAUGUCUUGGACUAAGCCGAUUGUAAACGGAGCCCCUCCCCUACCAAGAUCUUUACACAGUGCCACAUUGAUAGGCCAUCAAAUGUACAUAUUUGGUGGAUGGGUUCCAUUGGUGAUGGAUGAUAUGAAAAUGCCAACUCACGAGAAGGAAUGGAAAUGCACCAACACACUUGCUUGUCUCGACCUGAAUUCGAUGACUUGGGAACCCUUAACUAUGGAAGUUUAUGACGAAUCGGUUCCCCGCGCUCGAGCCGGCCAUUGUGCUGUUGGCAUUCACACCCGUCUUUAUGUAUGGUCAGGACGUGAUGGCUACAGGAAAGCGUGGAAUAAUCAGGUGUGCUGUAAAGACCUUUGGUUCCUGGAGACGGAGAAACCACCAGCGCCGGGGCGCGUCCAGCUUGUCCGUGCUUCUACUAAUAGUCUGGAAGUCUGCUGGGGUGUGGUUCCUACUGCAGAAGCCUACCUUCUCCAGAUCCAAAAAUACGAAGUCCCACCUGCAGGAGCUACCCCUACUCCUGGAGCUGAUGCGGCCUCUCCAGCUCCCACCCCGGGAACACCGUCUACUCCUAAUACUCCUUCUACGCCAGUUCGCGCCCCUGGAUCUAUUCAAGGAUCAGUCAGGCAAGUCACUCCUCAAGGAACGCCGGUUGGUGUUGGCAGAGGAGCCAAUAUCGUUAGGGUUCGAGCUCCCGUAGGCGGCCAGACAAUUCGUGUUCUUGGACCCACCGGACAAACACAGAUCAUCCGCGCUGGAGCAAGUCCCAACCAGCCAGGAAUGUCUGGAAUUCAAGCCUUAGCAGCUGCUGCCGCCCAAACCCAACGACUACCCACUCCUACAAGCUCAGCAACAGGCGUCCGAAUGGUCCAGCCAACGCUUUUGACAUCUCAGGGAGUGCGUGUAACUCCUGUUCCGGGAAGUGUGAGUGGCGCACAAACGGUACGACUGAGUAGUGGUGCUACUAUUCUCAAAGCUGGUACUUCUCUCCAAGGUUUACAGACGAUUCAGACAGCGGGUGGCAAGCAAAUUAUUUUACAAAAAUCGGGCACCGCUGGUGUCGGGGGUCAGCCUCAAAUUGUUACCCUAGUGAAAACUAGCCAGGGGAUGACUGUUGCAACUGUCCCGAAAGGUAUGAGCCUUGUCCAAGCAAAGCCUGGUACAACGGGUGCCGUAACGACGGUACAAGGUUCGCCCAAAGGAAUACCGCAGGGUGCUACCAUCGUAAAAUUGGUGGGCCAAGGGCAAGGAGGCACCAAGGGGACUCUGCUCCAAGCUGGACAACAAGUAACUGCAGGACAGCUGAUGACAGUUGGCGGGAAGCAGCAAAUGGUCACAACGCAAAAUGUUGGUGGUAAGCAAACCAUUGUCAUCACUCGACCAGGAGGACAAGGAAAUCUGAAGCAAGGAGGGCAACAGGUCAUUGUUGUUAGCACCGCUGGUGGAAUACGUACAGUUCAAGGCACCGCUACCGUACAAGCUGGCGGCCAGUCUGGAACACAAACGGUGAAUGUCUUACCUACUACUGGACAAGUCACCACUGGACCUGGCGGUGUCAAAAUGAUAGUAGUUUCUCAGGGCGUUGUCAGUUCAUCGACUUCAUCUUCUAGUACCAGUACCGCUAUUGCGGGUGGAACCAAAACUAUUUCCAUACCUGCUGGCGCCCUGCAGAAGUCGAUGACACUUGCAAGAGCAGGAGGACCUCAAGGACAAAUAAUUACUUUGCCUGGUGGUCAGACUUUGGUAGGAUCUGGGCAGCAGACUAUUACUUUAGGUGGCAAACCUGUUACGGUUCAAGUAUCCACUGCCGGUGGACAAAAAACAGUCACUUUAGUCACCAGCCAAGGAGCAGGUGCUAUUCCUGCAAACGUUGCCAAACUUCUUUCUGCUGGUGGAGGUCAAUCAAAAGUGGUACUUGUGCCACAGAGUUCGGUGACUACUACUGCUGCUGCAAGUGCUCAACCGGAAACCGUUUCUAGCACUCAGUCGACUCCUUCUGCCACAUUGAGUAUAUCAGAUGGACCAGCCACAACUGAUGCGGCUCUAGCUGCUCUAGCUGCAGAAGCAGGAUUAAUUGAUCCGCCUGAAGAAGCCGAAGCUUCAUCAGCCGUUCCUGCCAGUGACUCUACGUCGAUACCUGUUAGCAUCGAAAAUGAAGACGCCUUACAACUUCUUGCCGGAAUGAGUGCCGAAAUGGUUGAUGCUAGUUCAACCCUUGACGCGGCUUCGAGUACUGCGGCUACUGCUUCAGAGACGUCGUUAGUUAACGCGAGCGGUUUAGAAAAUCCCGAUGUCACUUCCGCUUCUACGGACGUGACUCCCGCACCACCCACUGUUCCUAUUGUGGAAGGUGUUCCCGGAGAAAAAAAAUCUACGGAAGGGGAUAAGGACGAAAGUUCAACUACAUCUGUUGCUUUGGCUACAGAGACAGAACCUAUUACAGCUUCUGACCUUGUGGAACCUGAGCCAAUUGCUAAAACUGAUGUUCCGAAUGAAUCUGUGAAUGGAACAGCCGUUUCGACAGAUGCCGAGCCAGUUUUAGCCGAGGAAGAAAAAAGUGAGAAACCCAUUGCCGCUGUAGAGACUAAAGAAGAAAGUAAAGAAGAGCCCUUAGUCUCAGACCAGCCAGAGGCGGUUGAAACUGAGUCUCAGAAGCCUAUUGCAGCAGAUUCGCCAGUGAAAGACGUGAAGCUAGUUCCAGAAGCAACUUCACCUAAAAAAAUUGGCACUGACCAACUGCCCAUGGACGUAGAGCCCAGCGACCCACUCUCUACUUUGGCUUCAGCUGCGGUCAUCAAAGCGGAAGCAAUUGUUGUUAAAUCAGAAACCCCUUCCAACGGAAUCAAGCAAGAAGAAACCAAGAUUGACUUGAAAAAAAUCGAUGGCAUUUGGUUUGAUGUCGGUCUGGUCAAGGGCACGACGUCGACCGUGCAAAAUUUUCUGUUACCCUCAAAUGGUGGAGGUAUUGAGGAAAGGAUAGAUCACGAAACGGUGACUCUCCCACCUGAUGCAGAACUGGGGAUGAAAAAGCUCGAACUUCAACCUGGAACAGCGUACAAGUUCCGAGUAGCUGGUGUCAACUCUUGUGGACGAGGCUUGUGGAGUGAAGUUUCCGCUUUCAAAACAUGUCUCCCUGGAUUCCCUGGUGCUCCGUCAGCAAUAAAGAUUUCCAAAUCACCCGAAGGUGCACACCUGUCUUGGGAGCCACCUCAGAGUACCGCUGGAGAGAUAACAGAAUAUUCAGUCUAUUUGGCUGUCAAAGGAACUUCAGCUCAGUCUGUGAGCGGGCCUUCUCAGUUGGCAUUUGUUCGCGUCUAUUGCGGCCCUUCCUCGCAGUGUACCGUACCGAAUGCGUCGUUGUCGUCUGCCCACAUUGACACGACGACUAAACCAGCCAUUAUUUUCCGCAUUGCAGCCCGGAAUGAAAAGGGUUACGGACCGGCCACACAAGUCAGGUGGUUGCAAGAUUCGAGCACUGCCCCGACUCCAGCAAAAGGAGCAGUAAAACGGGGAUCGGAGACUUCCAAAUCAGCUACGGCAGCUGCUGCCAAGCGAUCACGAACUGACGAUUAAAACAACAUGCGUUUUUUUUAAAUAUUUUUUAAGAAUGAGAACGACAGCAUCAACAUAUUGAAGGAGGACUGUUUACCUGGUAUCAUCCACAUUUAUAUUCAUUCAUCAUUGUACGUUUAAAAGGGUUGAAGUGCAGAUUGUUGCUUAUGCGUGUUAUUACCCCCUCGUCGGAAAUGAUUCGGUUUUUACGCCUACACCCCAUCUAUUCAUCAUUUAUUUGAUAACUAUCAUUUGUCAUUGUCAAAAAUGAAACGGCGUUUUCCCCUUUAAUUGUCGAGCGAAUUUGUGAAAAAUGUGGCUGUUUUCGUUUGUAAGAGCUUCAUGGUGGUAUCAUUCUUUUCUCUCUUCUUGGAACCCUACUGCUAUGUCCUGUGGUUUUUUUCUUCUAUGUUUUCAUCGGUUAUCAUCAAAAUAUUAUUUUGUAACCUUUCGAAGUUUCUUUUACUCGGAAAAGUUAUUCGCAUGAGUCGACAGUUGAGUGACGGGAGUCGAUUGAGAUUUUCCGUUUCCCAAUUCUCAUUUACGACGUACAGCACACUAUCUUUAUCCAUCUCGUCGCAUUGAAGUUAAACGAGCCCUCGUCUGUCUAUUCGAAUACACUAAAAACAUUUCUAGAAAAGGUGACGUGUCAUUGCCAUGUGUCGAUAUGCUAUUAUUGCUUCAUAAUUUGAUCAUCAUAAUAUUGACAUCUGGACAUUUGGACUUGAACCUUUUUCUAAAUAAAAGCAUGUUGGACAUCGGCAGAA